AUGUGCACUGAGUUUCAAUUAGAAUGCGCUGCUCGUCUACUGCGUCUGGGUAAAAAACGUCGUGCCAACAAUAACCUACGCUUCAAUUCUAAAUUCAUGGUUAUCUUCGCCCUCACCAUCGCCGCUACAAAUGCUGGAGUUCUGCCUUUAGCUGCUGCACCGGCAGCUCUGGUAGCUCCAGCUGUAGCACCUGUUGCUUCUGCUGCAUAUGCCGUUGCUCCUUACGCUAGUUCUUACUCCGCUCACUCAAUAAACCACGCUGUUGCCGCUCCUGUGGUAGCCUCCGCUCCUGUGGUCGCCCCCGCACCACUUGUUGCCCCAGCCCCAGUUGUUCCAGCAGCUCAAUACGUCGCUGCACCAUCACCUUACUUCUCCAGAUACGUGUCUUCUUACCCCUACUACUUGUAA
Molecule: messenger RNA, 408 nt
Organism: Danaus chrysippus (African queen)
Lineage: Eukaryota; Metazoa; Arthropoda; Insecta; Lepidoptera; Nymphalidae
Source: the annotation of a GenBank genome assembly